GAUUCCGUGAUAAAUGUAGAAAGUUCUGCUAAAUCUAAGGCACCAACGUCGAAUCCUAUAAUUAAGGCUGUAGAUAAUAAUAAAGGGGGGAACGUUGGGGGGGAUGUUACGCAUGGAAAUGUUAACAGUGGCGCAAAUAAUUCUAACAAAAGUCAAGUUACUCCCGAUGGUGCUGUUUCUGUUGAUGGUCUGAAACAUCCUUCCGAUACUAUAGAAGAUGAUCCACGUACUGAUAAAGGUUCCGAGAAAGGGGAUACUAGAGUUGCGGAAACUGUUAAGGGUGUUGAGGAGGGGAUGCCGUCCAAAGUAACUAACCAUGAACAUGGUAUAGUUACAACGAAUGAUCCUAGUGCAAGUGGCUCUUCCGCUUCCAGUUCAAGCACCAUUGGUACUGGUGAUGCCUCCGAUUCUGUGGACACUGGCAUUGGUUCCACUACUGUCGUCACUGCGGAUGGACAUGCAGAAGAUGGUAAGGGUGGUGACACUUUCCCAAAUGGGGAUAGUACAGGGAUCCCUAUGGAGACUCUUCACCCAGGUGGCGUUGGUGGAAUGGGUGGAAAUAUGCAUGAUUCUGCUACAUUCAGCUCCUUCCCGGAUAACAAUUCACCCAAACUGACACACGGAUCUCCAAACCCACAUCAAGCGAGCGGUACCUCCGGUUCGUACAAUCCGGAUGAUAACAGCAGUACCACUGUUGACCUAGCUACUGUUUCGGAAGAUGUUUUUAGACCAGAUUAUGGUAACCAACGUCGUAAUACUAUAAUCAGGGAUCCUGAGCAACCGGAUGCUCUCAACCCAACUCGUGAAGCGGAUUAUUUGGGUUCCCUUGCUGGCGAUACUGGUGAUACUGGUGCUGCUGAUGAAGCCGGUGCUUCUGGCUACGUUUCCCUUGCUCCCGCUGGAAAAGAUGCUGAAGUUGAUAAUGGCACUGAUACGAAACCUGGGGAUGAUAGUGAAGAAGUUAAUACACGGCAUAUUACAGAGGUUCCAGGUACACAAAGCACAGAUGAUAGCCGACAGGGCCCACCUAAGGCACAAAUUGACAUAGAGAAAGAUGCAGAAGCAGAAGGAGCUAGUGCUACACCUCCUAGACAAGCUGUUGGUAUUUCUCCUAGUGUAUAUGGUGUUUCUGCACCUAACAGUAGACACAGUGAGGAUGGAACUUUGCUAAGUACAACUGAAAGUUUAGAAUCAAACGGAAAUGUAUAUAGAACUACGAGUGAACCAACCCAGAUUUUUAACAAUAAAAAUGGAAGUAUCGAAAUGGAUUUGCAGAAUCAUGAUUUUGAAAAUGAUGAUAUGUGGAAUGAAGAAAUCAAUUCUGAUCAAACUAUAGAUAUAGCAGAACAUCACGAGGAUAGUAACAAAAAUGAUAAUACAGAAAUGAGAAAGCAUAUAAGUAAAGGUGCUUUUACGAAAGAUCCAAGUAGCAACCACUUGAAUAGCCUUAAUAAUUUGAGUAAUGUUAAAUUGGAUAUAAAAGGAUACGAACAUAGAGAUGUCAAUGCAACAAGGCAAGAAAUUAUAUAUCUGUCUGAAGUACACAAGUGCGAUAAUAGUAUUUCUCUAAUGUACUGUAAAUAUAUUGAAGACAGGAUGUCAUCGAGCAGCUGUUCUACAGAGAAAAGUAAAAAUUUGUGUUGUUCAAUAUCGGAUUUCUGUUUGAAAUAUUUUGUGGUUGCUUCUGAUGAGUAUUUUAAUUGCAUGAAAAGGGAAUUUGAAGAUCCAUCAUACAAGUGCUUUACAAAAGGGAGCUUUAGAGGUAUGUACAAAAUGAUGAUAAAUAGACGAGCAUGUUAUGUAAAUAAGAAGAAAUUGAGUUUACGAAUUUUACAAAAAUUUUUGUAA
This is a messenger RNA of Plasmodium fragile, 1848 nucleotides long. RefSeq lists its product as uncharacterized. The annotation marks the transcript as partial. Lineage: Eukaryota; Apicomplexa; Aconoidasida; Haemosporida; Plasmodiidae. Gene Ontology annotation, cellular component: membrane. The transcript has a single exon. The record is from RefSeq and is a predicted model, not a curated record.